CGGGUUGUCUUUGGAGCCAUGGCCAGCCCUAAGUGAGCUGGCCUCAUCAGCUGAUGAACAUCAGCUGAUGGCAAAGUCUCCAACAACGCUCUACAUCUUGUGUGCCACCAGUCACGAGUGCGAGUGCUUGUCUACAGUAGAGCAGUCACAGUAGCAGCUAUAGGUCUGCUCGGAUCUUCUCGAGUCUGCUGGCGCUGCCGCAACUGUCGAUCUCGCCUGGCACAUCAACGCCUCGUUGCCACCACCUUCUGCUCACCCAAAUCACGAUCCGCGGACGCCCAACCUCAAGCGAGCACGAACGAGCUUCAGAGACAAGUCUCUGUCGGAGCACAAUGGAUGGGGGCGAUAGCUCAGCGCCUGUCUCUCCGCUCCCGGAGGCUAGUAGUCAUCAUCGACCUCGUCUGGCCGACAUGUUGACGGGUCCUGCAGGAGCAGAUAGGAGGAGCUCGUCUUCGAGUGCCCAUGAGACCACACCACUCUCUGCCAAUCAGGUGCAGCUCUCCAUCAGAUGUCCCUGUUUUGAUCCAUCUGGCGAUAGGCCUUGUGUGCUCUCUGUGGGAAAGGAGACUACCAUCGUGCAGGUCAAGAAGUUGAUAGAGCGCGAUUGGGCUGGGAAACCCAAAGCUGAAGGCAUGCGCUUCAUCAUGGCGGGUCGGCUGCUCAUGGAUGAUGAGCUUGUGGCAAGCUUGGAGACUAGCUCGACCGAUGGCUCGGUGCUGCUUCAUCUCGUGAUCCGCCCAGAUGUAUGGACAGAACCAAGACCCAUGCGUCAGCUGCCCAAGUCCAAGUCGCUAUCUCGUGAAUCCUCACACCAUCGCGUAUCUCCAGCUGCCGAGGCGCCCGUCACAUCCGGUGCUACAACUCCUGCGCGUCCAAGGUCGCCAGCGCGUUCAAGGUCGCCAUUCGCGUCUCGUCCUGCUACAUCACUGCCGGCGCGCUCUCCGACAUUCGGUGUCUUUCCCGUAUACGCAACUUCGCAGUCUGGACCUCGCAACUCUCCCAGUGCAAGCAGUGCGCCUGCUUACCAAGCUAGCCAACGCUUCGCGCAAAGGUUGCCAAAACUUUACGAGCUCCUUCGUCGAGCUGGACCGAACGACCAAAUGCUGCAGCAGUCGAUGACAAGAAUGCACGACAUGUACGUCGAUUACUAUGAGCGACUUUGGCACGCCGUGUAUAGCACAACCGAGAAGAGCAGCACUACACAGGGCCGCACUCAAAUUCCCAACCAUUUUACCCUGGACGCCGACUUUCGUCACUUCGAGGCCGUCGCUUUUGGCUGGGGACCUGUGCCCUCUGUCGAUACUUUGCUUCUUCUGACGCCAUCUUCGCAAAGCAGCACAUUGCAUCAGCGCGUGGAGAUUGACGGUCUGCCAUAUUUGCUGCGCGUAGAAGAGAAUAAGGCGCUUCGAGCCAUGAACAAGCAUCUGAACACGAUUCGCGAGAGGAUCCAGACGCUUGCAUACGCCCUGGAUCACAUGAACGCGAUCUCACAAGCUUCUACAGAUGCGAGCGGCCCUAGUGGAGCUUCUUCACAGAAUCCUCCGAGUAACGAUCCGCGCUCUCCUGAGUAUAUUCGUUGGGCUAUCGGGAACUUCACGCCACAAAAUCCAGAGGAUGCGCGCAUUGUGGUCCGAUCCAUUCAGAGGGGUCUGGCCCAGACAGGUGCACGUGGCUUGGGUCUGGACCGACCUCCUGGCGCUGCGAACAAUCAGCGAGUGAUCGUCCGACCUGCGGCUUUGAUGAGCAGGAUUCUUACGGAGCUCGCAGUCAUCGCUAUACCGCUCGCGUUUCUCAUCUUGAAACUAAGCAUUCUGGUUUAUGUCCUAACCCGAGGUGCAGGCAAGACCAAGAGAUACUGCAUCAUUGGAGCGGCGGGCGUAUUUGUCAUCUACGAGGGUCAGCGCAUGCUUGGACGCAGACGUCGUGCGCGCGAUAGAGCCAACCAGGAUAGAGCACGAAGAGCUCUCGACCAAGCUCGAAGAGCUCGUGGUGCGCAAGCGCAACGGCCCGGGACACCUGGUGGCACAGAUCGAACGGGCGCGCAGCCGAACUCGACCGCCCAGCCUAGAUCUAGUAUUCCACCACUUCCAGCGCUUCGCGCGCCCAGACGCUUCACAGUGCAGGCGUCAUCUCAACCAUCGUACUGGAUCGAACGCCUGGCUUAUCUGAACUUGGCUCAGGAGGACGCCGAGCUGGGAUUAGUUGCACACGAUGCACCCACAGAUCGACCCACAGGACCACCACCCGCGCGACCUACCGGGCUCUCGCAUGGAUUCUAUGCAUACGUGGUCUUGCCCCUCUUGCUCUUCGUAGGAACGCUCGUCCCAGAAAUUGAGUCUCGACGCCGGGCAGCUAUUGAUGCUCGCGACAACUUGAUCCGUUCCGCGGCGUUACUUGAAGAAGGUCGGAAGCAUGCCAUCGCAGCCCAGCAAGCCGCGUCUGCAGCAGCAGCAGCAGCUGAAGCCGAGGCAAAAGCAUCAAAAGACGAAGCUUCUGCGAAGCACUCGCAGGCUCCUUUACGAUCCGUCAGCCAGCGUACAGGCGAGGAUGUCGGUACAUCAUCUGCACACAAUCGUGGGGGUGCAAAUUCUGAGCAAACCAAUGAUGAGUCUGGAAUGCUACGAUCAGAGUAUUCUGAGCGUGUUCUCAGACAACGUGGGGCUGGUGGCAGGCAGAUCAACAUUCAAGAAGAGCUGGACGCUGCUAGGGCUGCUGCGGGCGAUGGGGACGAAGAGGAUCUUGACGCAGAGGAGGACAUGGGCUUCUUCUGAGCUUAGCAUGCUCCCACCAGUCUCGAGCUCCUUUGCAACUUUUCUUGGCUUUCAGAGUUUCUGCGACUUGGCUUGACCUCGGUCUUCGUCGACGAGCGUCUCCAUUCCCGCUAGCAUAAUCGACAUAAGCUAUCUCAUAUCGUCACGUCCCAACAUUCUUUUGUAUCUACCACUUCGCAAUACAAACACUACACGAGCCUUGUUCUGCAGGAGCUAGCUCCGGACCGUCUUGCUGAUC
Molecule: messenger RNA, 3009 nt
Organism: Ceraceosorus guamensis
Lineage: Eukaryota; Fungi; Basidiomycota; Exobasidiomycetes; Ceraceosorales; Ceraceosoraceae
Exons: 3
Coding region: 333-2771 (812 amino acids)
Biological process (GO): endoplasmic reticulum unfolded protein response
Source: RefSeq, a predicted model, not a curated record